Messenger RNA from Colletotrichum gloeosporioides, 1908 nucleotides. Its product is annotated as Poly(A) polymerase pla1. NCBI's taxonomy places the organism in Eukaryota, Fungi, Ascomycota, Sordariomycetes, Glomerellales, Glomerellaceae. Gene Ontology annotation, cellular component: nucleus. The record is from RefSeq and is a predicted model, not a curated record. The annotation marks the transcript as partial. The transcript is spliced from 6 exons. Gene Ontology annotation, molecular function: RNA binding; poly(A) RNA polymerase activity.
CACCUAGGCAUGGCCAGCGAAGAAAGAGCUUACGGCGUAACGCCGCCCAUCUCCACAGCCCUUCCGACGGAAUUGGAGAACCAGGCGAAAGAGGCACUCAUUGAGGAACUCAAGAAGCAGAAUACAUUCGAAACACGACAAUCUAACACAUUCCUUGGCGAAUCUAGGUACCAGGUCAUCAACCACCUGCAGCAGAUUUGCGACGAAUUCGUAAAAAGAGUAGCUCGCAAAAGGGAAGAAGGAAACGAGGCUCUCAUUAGAGAUGCGAGAGGCCAGAUUUUCACCUAUGGCAGCUUUCGCCUGGGCGUCUACGGCCCCGGCUCCGAUAUCGAUACUCUCGUCGUCGCCCCCAAGUACGUUACUCGGUCCGAUUACUUCGAAAUAUUCCCCGGUCUGCUCAAGGAAAUGGCCCCGACCGACGCAAUAACGGAUAUGGCAGUGGUGGAGGAUGCCUUCGUCCCCAUUAUCAAGUUCGAAUUUUUUGGCAUCAGCAUCGACUUGAUUUUCUCCCGUAUUGCCAUGCUGAAGCAGCUGCCCAAGGAGUUCAAUGUCCAGGACUCCGGCUUGCUUCGAGGUUUAGACGAGGCAGAACUUCGCUCCUUGAAUGGUACGCGUGUUACGGACGAGAUUCUAAGUCUUGUACCGGAAGAGGCUACCUUCAAGUUAGCACUGCGCGCCAUCAAACUUUGGGCACAGCGACGCGCAAUCUACGCCAACAUCAUGGGCUUCCCCGGUGGUGUGGCAUGGGCGAUGCUUGUCGCUCGAGUUUGCCAGCUGUAUCCGAAGGCCGCCAGCUCUGUCAUCGUUAACAAAUUCUUCCACAUCAUGCGCCGUUGGCCGUGGCCGCAACCCGUACUGCUGAAGAAUGUGGAAGGUGGUCCUUUGCAGGUUCGCGUCUGGAAUCCCAAGGUUUAUAAAGGGGAUCAAUUCCACCUCAUGCCCGUCAUCACCCCCGCUUACCCUUCCAUGUGUGCGACCUACAAUAUCACACGAUCUGCCAUGACAGUCAUCCAACAGGAGUUGACAAGAGGUUGCGAGAUUACAGACAACAUCAUGGUUGGCAAGAAUCCGUGGAGUGAUCUGUUUGUGAAGCAUACCUUCUUCACCCAGGGAUACAAAUACUACAUUUCAGUCAUCACUGCGAGUACUGACAAAGAAGCCCACAAGAUAUGGUCUGGUUACGUCGAGUCAAAAGUUCGUGUCUUGGUCCAGGGCUUGGAGCAGCAUCAGUCUAUAGCAUUGGCACAUGCGUUCAAUAAGGGCUACGAGCGCCGUCACAGAUGCACGAGCGACGAAGAGGUCCAGCAAAUCCAGGCAGGAAGCUUGGAUUUCCUUGUCAAAGACAGCCAGGCCACGGACGACGCGAGUGCUUUGAAGGAAGAGAAGCUCGAAACCAAAGCUGAGCUGAACGGAAUUCCAGAUCUCAAGACCGAGACAGACGGCAUUCCCGGGCUUAAAGCUAAAGCGCUUGAUACGGACGUGGGCUCAAAGAAGGAGGUUACCGAAGGGGACAAGCUCAAAUUGGAGGAUGAGCAUCAGGUCAAGCUGGAGGACUGCAAACCACGUUCGCCUCUGACCGACGUGUACACUACAACGCACUAUAUCGGCCUUACAUUGAGCGAAGGCGCCAAAUCGCUUGAUCUAUCGUAUCAGGUAGACAACUUUAAGUCGCUGUGUACUUCGUGGGAUAAAUAUGAGCCGGCACUCAACUCUCUGACGGUCCAGCAUGUGCGAAGUUUCAACCUCCCCGACGACGUCUUCGAACCUGGCGAAAAGAAGCCCCUGAAGCCUCAGAAGAGGCAAAAUGCCACCAAUGGGGCUGCGCAAGUCAAGAAACGAGGUGCUUCAGAGGAAACUCCACAGCCUCCAGCAAAACGCCAGGCCGCUUCUCUGACUGCGGUCGGUUGA